Mus musculus (house mouse) is the source of this 2405-nucleotide messenger RNA. RefSeq names its product bone morphogenetic protein 8a (gene Bmp8a). Gene Ontology annotation, biological process: transforming growth factor beta receptor signaling pathway; germ cell development. The record is from RefSeq and is marked reviewed. Gene Ontology annotation, molecular function: growth factor activity. The coding region runs from base 545 to 1783 and encodes 412 amino acids. The transcript has 7 exons. Gene Ontology annotation, cellular component: extracellular region. Lineage: Eukaryota; Metazoa; Chordata; Mammalia; Rodentia; Muridae.
CAGAGCAGAAGGUGAGACACUACGGGUCCUACCGCUGCUCCGGGACUCAGGAUCCCACCCUGGUGCCUGCUUCAGAGGCCCCAAUGUCUCCUCGUGUAGCCAGGUAUGAGCCCCGGAAGCUGGAUGGGGACCCAAGACACCCUUAAAGGCCUCUCUUCAGCCCGUUCGUUCCCACCUACGGGUGCACCAGGCGGCUCCCACCACUUCGCGCACAAGUAGUAGUGCGACCAUCCCCAGGCGUCUUUCCGCACUCGGACCCGCCCCCGUGAUCCCAUUGGCUGGUCGGGGAAGGGGCGGGGCCGAGGAAGAGCGCUCGGCGGUCUGAGCUGCCACCAAAGUCCUCCUGCGGACACUCGCAAGUCAGCGCCGUGAGAGCCCACGUUGCUCUGAGGGACCUACCGACGCGGCGAUCGCCUGCCGAGUGCGUGGUGAGCAGCUGCUGUAAAGCUGCCAGCGACAGGUGCGCCGUCUGGUCCUCCCCGUCUGGGCGUAGCGCCCGAGCCCGACCAGCUACCAGUGGAUGCGCGCCGGCUGAAAGUCCGAGAUGGCUAUGCGUCCCGGGCCACUCUGGCUAUUGGGCCUUGCUCUGUGCGCGCUGGGAGGCGGCCACGGUCCGCGUCCCCCGCACACCUGUCCCCAGCGUCGCCUGGGAGCGCGCGAGCGCCGCGACAUGCAGCGUGAAAUCCUGGCGGUGCUCGGGCUACCGGGACGGCCCCGACCCCGUGCACAACCCGCCGCUGCCCGGCAGCCAGCGUCCGCGCCCCUCUUCAUGUUGGACCUAUACCACGCCAUGACCGAUGACGACGACGGCGGGCCACCACAGGCUCACUUAGGCCGUGCCGACCUGGUCAUGAGCUUCGUCAACAUGGUGGAACGCGACCGUACCCUGGGCUACCAGGAGCCACACUGGAAGGAAUUCCACUUUGACCUAACCCAGAUCCCUGCUGGGGAGGCUGUCACAGCUGCUGAGUUCCGGAUCUACAAAGAACCCAGCACCCACCCGCUCAACACAACCCUCCACAUCAGCAUGUUCGAAGUGGUCCAAGAGCACUCCAACAGGGAGUCUGACUUGUUCUUUUUGGAUCUUCAGACGCUCCGAUCUGGGGACGAGGGCUGGCUGGUGCUGGACAUCACAGCAGCCAGUGACCGAUGGCUGCUGAACCAUCACAAGGACCUGGGACUCCGCCUCUAUGUGGAAACCGCGGAUGGGCACAGCAUGGAUCCUGGCCUGGCUGGUCUGCUUGGACGACAAGCACCACGCUCCAGACAGCCUUUCAUGGUAACCUUCUUCAGGGCCAGCCAGAGUCCUGUGCGGGCCCCUCGGGCAGCGAGACCACUGAAGAGGAGGCAGCCAAAGAAAACGAACGAGCUUCCGCACCCCAACAAACUCCCAGGGAUCUUUGAUGAUGGCCACGGUUCCCGCGGCAGAGAGGUUUGCCGCAGGCAUGAGCUCUACGUCAGCUUCCGUGACCUUGGCUGGCUGGACUGGGUCAUCGCCCCCCAGGGCUACUCUGCCUAUUACUGUGAGGGGGAGUGUGCUUUCCCACUGGACUCCUGUAUGAACGCCACCAACCAUGCCAUCUUGCAGUCUCUGGUCAGUACCACAGUAGCCUGCUGCGACAGGUGGAGCGGGGUGCACCUGAUGAAGCCAGAUGUUGUCCCCAAGGCAUGCUGUGCACCCACCAAACUGAGUGCCACCUCUGUGCUGUACUAUGACAGCAGCAACAAUGUCAUCCUGCGUAAACACCGUAACAUGGUGGUCAAGGCCUGUGGCUGCCACUGAGGCCCCGCCCAGCAUCCUGCUUCUACUACCUUACCAUCUGGCCGGGCCCCUCUCCAGAGGCAGGAAACCCUUCUAUGUUAUCAUAGCACAGACAGGGGCAAUGGGAGGCCCUUCACUUCCCCUGGCCACUUCCUGCUAAAAUUCUGGUCCUUUCCCAGUUCCUCUGUCCUUCAUGGGGUUUGCGGGCUAUCACCCCGCCCUCUCCAUCCUCCUACCCCAAGCAUAGACUGAAUGCACACAGCAUCCCAGAGCUAUGCUAACUGAGAGGUCUGGGGUCAGCACUGAAGGCCCACAUGAGGAAGACUGAUCCUUGGCCAUCCUCAGCCCACAAUGGCAAAUUCUGGAUGGUCUAAGAAGGCCCUGGAAUUCUAAACUAGAUGAUCUGGGCUCUCUGCACCAUUCAUUGUGGCAGUUGGGACAUUUUUAGGUAUAACAGACACAUACACUUAGAUCAAUGCAUCGCUGUACUCCUUGAAAUCAGAGCUAGCUUGUUAGAAAAAGAAUCAGAGCCAGGUAUAGCGGUGCAUGUCAUUAAUCCCAGCGCUAAAGAGACAGAGACAGGAGAAUCUCUGUGAGUUCAAGGCCACAUAGAAAGAGCCUGUCUCGGGAGCAGGAAAAAAAA